This is a messenger RNA of Funneliformis caledonium, 1530 nucleotides long. The record is from the annotation of a GenBank genome assembly. Lineage: Eukaryota; Fungi; Glomeromycota; Glomeromycetes; Glomerales; Glomeraceae.
AUGGCUAAAAGAGACGAACCAGAAUCUAGUAAAAAAGCCGAAAAGAGUUCUGGACUUGUCUUGACAGAUAAGUCUUCUGGCACGACGUGGUCUCUACCAGCUCCAGAAAAAGGUUUAGGCAAUGUUCCAGCACAACCCACGGCUGUAGUUGUUUUACCAAGAAGUUCAAAUACUCAAUCGCUUACGGUUUUGGAUAAUCGUACCAAUAAACUCUAUGAAGUUCCAAUCGACAACAAUACCAUAUCCGCGAUUAAAUUCAAAGAGAUUACUGCGGAUCCUGCUCCUGGAUCUCGAGAAGAGGAUGAGAGUAGUAAAGGAUUAAGAAUAUACGAUCCAGCGUUUCAAAACACUGCGGUCGCGCAGUCCAAAAUCACUUACAUCAAUGGCGAUACUGGUGUUUUAAGAUAUCGGGGUUAUCCCAUCGAACAACUCGCCGAAAAGUCUACAUACCUUGAAGUCGCAUAUCUCUUGAUUUAUGGCGAACUACCGUCAAAAGAUCAAUUUAUGAACUUUUCUCAUGAAGUUAUGCAUCAUACAUUUGUACAUUUUAAUGUCACUCAAUUGAUGCGUAAUUUCAAUUAUGAUGCGCAUCCUAUGGGAUUGUUCAUUAGUGGUAUUGCUGCUAUGAGUACUUUUCAUCCAGAUGCUAAUCCGGCUUUGGCUGGAUCUGAUCUGUUUAUUCGUGAUGAUAAAGUACGAAAUAAACAAAUCUUCAGACUUUUAGGGAAAACACCAACUUUGGCCGCUAUGGCAUAUCGUCAUCAAAAUUUCUUGUAUAUGCUUGACCGAUUGUCAGAAGAAAACUACAAACCAAACCCAAAAUUAUCCAAAGCUCUUGAUGUUUUAUUUAUUCUUCAUGCAGAUCACGAAUUGAAUUGUUCAACAGCAGCCAUGCGUCAUAUAGGCUCCUCUUUGGUUGAUCCGUAUAGUGCAAUUUCCGGUGCUUCAGCUGCUUUAUAUGGUCCACUUCACGGAGGAGCUAAUGAAGCAGUGUUGAGAAUGUUGGAAGAAAUUGGGUCAGCUGAUAAGGUUCCAGGAUUCUUGGAAGAAGUAAAACAAAGAAGAAGAAAAUUAUUUGGUUUCGGUCAUAGAGUAUACAAGAAUUAUGAUCCCCGCGCAAAGAUUAUUAGAAAUAUUGCUUAUGAGGUAUUUGAUGUUUGUGGACGUGAAUCUCUUAUUGACGUUGCAGUUGAAUUGGAGAAAGCAGCACUGGAAGAUGAAUAUUUUGUAAAAAGAAAACUUUACCCUAACGUUGACUUUUAUUCUGGAUUGAUUUAUAAAGCAAUGGGAUUCCCAACAGAUAUGUUCCCAGUAUUAUUUGCACAUUGGAAAGAAUCUUUAGAAGAUAAGGAGUCAAAGAUUUGGCGUCCAAGACAAGUUUAUGUUGGGGAAAGUGUUAGAUCUUACAUCCCAUUAGAACAUCGUGAAGGAAAAGGAAAAGGAGAUGAUGUUUCCAAAGUUUCGCAUCCGUUUAGUAAAAGAAGCUCGGUGGCUGAAUUUGAAAAUAAACAAUCUCUAUCCAAAUUAUAG